AUGGGACUUGAUGUCAUCUACUGCUGCUGCAAGUUCCAGGCUUCCUUGAUCCUCAACUGGCAGAUCUCAUCUGAGGCAGAUGUAAAAUCAUUAAAGAAAAGGAUUCUUGUCUUCACAGCAUUCAAGCACCUGAAGGAGAAGCUGGCAUACAUCCCUGAGUCAUCACAACAUGAUGCACUUGUGUUUGAUCAGAUGUCCCAAUUGCUCUUGUCGCUUCAGAAAUCUGAGCUGCAAUUAUUUGAGCUUGUUGAUUUGGAGAAAUCAUGUUUUCUGAACCUUGAUGAGGAACUCACUUCCCCACUCUUGUUGGAGGAGAUGAGGAGAUUCGUGCGAGCGCAGAGCUUCAAAAUCCAGGACUUCAGAAUUCUGUCCACCAUGACAUUGUGGACAAUAAAAGAACCAGUGCCAGGAGAUGCAAUGGAUGUCACCGACUAA
This is a messenger RNA of Darwinula stevensoni, 435 nucleotides long. The record is from the annotation of a GenBank genome assembly. NCBI's taxonomy places the organism in Eukaryota, Metazoa, Arthropoda, Ostracoda, Podocopida, Darwinulidae.